CCCACAGGCCAGUAUAAAGCGCCGUGACCCUCAGGUGAUGCGCCAGGGCUGGCUGCCGUCGGGGACAGGGCUUUCCAUAGCCAUGGCCCAGCAGUGGAGCCUCCAAAGGCUCGCAGGCCGCCAUCCGCAGGACAGCUAUGAGGACAGCACCCAGUCCAGCAUCUUCACCUACACCAACAGCAACUCCACCAGAGACCCCUUCGAAGGCCCGAAUUACCACAUCGCUCCCAGAUGGGUGUACCACCUCACCAGUGUCUGGAUGAUCUUUGUGGUCAUCGCAUCCGUCUUCACAAAUGGGCUUGUGCUGGCGGCCACUAUGAAGUUCAAGAAGCUGCGCCAUCCGCUGAACUGGAUCCUGGUGAACCUGGCGAUCGCUGACCUAGCAGAGACCGUCAUCGCCAGCACUAUCAGUGUUGUGAACCAGAUCUAUGGCUACUUCGUGCUGGGCCAUCCUAUGUGUGUCCUGGAGGGCUACACCGUCUCCCUGUGUGGGAUCACAGGUCUCUGGUCCCUGGCCAUCAUUUCCUGGGAGAGAUGGAUGGUGGUCUGCAAGCCCUUUGGCAACGUGAGAUUUGAUGCCAAGCUGGCCAUUGUGGGCAUUGUCUUCUCCUGGGUCUGGGCUGCUGUGUGGACAGCCCCGCCCAUCUUUGGCUGGAGCAGGUACUGGCCCCAUGGCCUGAAGACUUCAUGCGGCCCAGACGUGUUCAGCGGCAGCUCGUACCCCGGGGUGCAGUCUUACAUGAUUGUCCUCAUGGUCACCUGCUGCAUCACCCCACUCAGCAUCAUCGUGCUCUGCUAUCUCCAAGUGUGGCUGGCCAUCCGAGCCGUGGCAAAGCAGCAGAAAGAGUCUGAAUCCACCCAGAAGGCAGAGAAGGAAGUGACGCGCAUGGUGGUGGUGAUGGUCCUGGCAUUCUGCUUCUGCUGGGGACCAUAUGCCUUCUUCGCAUGCUUUGCUGCUGCCAACCCUGGCUACCCCUUCCACCCUUUGAUGGCUGCCCUGCCAGCCUUCUUUGCCAAAAGUGCCACUAUCUACAACCCCGUUAUCUAUGUCUUUAUGAACCGGCAGUUUCGAAACUGCAUCUUGCAGCUUUUCGGGAAGAAGGUUGACGAUGGCUCUGAACUCUCCAGCGCCUCCAAAACGGAGGUCUCAUCUGUGUCCUCGGUAUCGCCUGCAUGAGGUCUGCCUCCUACCCAUCCCGCCCACCGGGGCUUUGGCCACCUCUCCUUUCCCACUCCUUCUCCAUCCCUGUAAAAUAAAUGUAAUUUAUCUUUGCCAAAACCAACAAAGUCACAGAGGCUUUCACUGCAGUGUGGGACCACCUGAGCCUCUGUGUGUGCAGGCACUGGGUCUCGAGAGGGUGCAAGGGGGAUAAAGAGGAGAGAGCGCUUCAUAGACUUUAAGUUUUCCCGAGCCUCAUGUCUACCGAUGGCGUGAAAGGAUCCUGGCAAAACGGAAGUGUGAGGCAGGUGGGCGUCUAUAUCCAUUUC
Messenger RNA from Pongo pygmaeus (Bornean orangutan), 1488 nucleotides. RefSeq names its product opsin 1, medium wave sensitive 3 (gene OPN1MW3). The coding region runs from base 38 to 1177 and encodes 379 amino acids. Gene Ontology annotation, molecular function: G protein-coupled receptor activity. Lineage: Eukaryota; Metazoa; Chordata; Mammalia; Primates; Hominidae. Gene Ontology annotation, cellular component: membrane. The record is from RefSeq and is a predicted model, not a curated record. The transcript is spliced from 6 exons. Gene Ontology annotation, biological process: phototransduction; G protein-coupled receptor signaling pathway; visual perception.